UUCGCUUUUUCGGCGCUGGAGAGUGUUGGGACCAGGGCUGGAGAAGACCGCCGGGGAGCAUCAGAGAAAAGAUCCAGUCCUGUGCACGGAGCCUCGACUGGGCGAACGCGGCGCCGUGCGUUUUUCUUUUUUUGGGGGGGACUGCACAACAUUCCUGUGAAAUAUAACUGCUAUUAAUGGCAUGUGGCUUGUAACUUUACUCCUGCUGUUUUCUUUGCAAGAAGCCAACAGUGAGGAUGUUGUCUCUACUCGGCUGUACUUUGUGAACGCCUCCCUGCAGCGAGUGACCUUCUCCAGCUCGGUGGGGGUGUCCCUGCCCUGCCCUGCGGGCGGCGCCCCCCAUGCCGUCCUGCGCUGGUACCUGGCUGCCGGAGACGACAUUUACGACGUGCCCCACAUACGCCACGUGCAUGCCAACGGCACCCUCCAGCUCUACCCUUUCUCCCCCUCUGCUUACAACAGCAUCAUCCACGACAACGAGUACUUCUGCACCGCGGAGAAUCAAGCGGGCAAGAUCCGAAGCCCCAGCAUCCACGUUAAAGCAGUGUUCAGGGAGCCCUACACAGUCCGAGUGGCAGACCAGCAUUCCAUGCGGGGUAACAUUGCCGUAUUCAAGUGCCUCAUCCCUUCAGCUGUUCAAGAGUACGUCAGCGUGGUGUCCUGGGAGAAAGACACCGUUUCCAUCAUCCCUGGUAAUCGUUUCUUCCUGACCUCAUUUGGCGCUUUAUAUAUCUCAGAAGUGCAGAAGGAAGAUGCUUUGUCCACCUACCGUUGCAUCACAAAGCACAAGUACAGUGGAGAGACCCGCCAGAGUAAUGGAGCCAGGCUCUCUGUAAAGGACCCUAAGGAGUCCCCCCCAUCUGUGCUGGAUAGUUUCCAGUCUGGUGAGAUGCAGGUUGGACACAGCGUGGAGCUGCCCUGCAUUGCCUCCGGAUAUCCAAAUCCCACCAUCCGAUGGUUGAAGGAUGGUCGACCACUGCCAGCUGACUCUCGCUGGACACGCCGCAUCACUGGCCUCACUAUCUCUGACUUAAGACUUGAGGACAGUGGCAACUACAUUUGUGAAGUCACGAACAGCUUUGGCUCCAAAGAGGUGACGGGUCAUCUCAAUGUUAUAGAACCACUGCGGGUCACUUUGUCUCCAAAGAACCUCAAGACGGGGAUCAGCAGUACAGUAAUCCUCUCCUGUGCUGUCCAGGGUUCCCCCCACUUUACUGUUUCCUGGUACCGUAACACAGAACCUGUGAUGCCUGAUCAGCACUUUUCCAUCCAAGGAGCACACAAUGAGACACUCUUCAUUUCUGCUGCACAAAAAAGACAUUCUGGAGCUUACCAGUGCUUUGCCUCACGAAAGGGCCAGACUGCCCAGGACUUCUCCAUCAUACUGCUGGAAGAUGGUACGCCCCGUAUUGUCGCCUCCUUCAGCGAACGAGUGGUGCUCCCUGGUGAGCCAUUCUCCCUGAUGUGUGCUGCCAAAGGAGCCCCUCCGCCUACCAUCACCUGGACCCUGGAUGACGAGCCCGUGGCUCGGGAUCUGUCACGUGUGAGAUCCAGCCAGUACACGCUCUCCGAUGGGAGCACCGUUAGCUUCGUCAACGUCAGCAGCCCGCAGAUUCGUGAUGGAGGAGUGUAUCGGUGCGCCGCACGAAACUCGGCUGGUAGUGCUGAGUACCAAGCGCGCAUAAACGUAAGAGGGCCUCCGAGGAUUAGGCCUAUGAAGAAUAUUACAGCGGUGGCAGGAAGAAACACUUUCAUAAACUGCAGAGUAAUUGGGUAUCCUUAUUACUCAAUUAACUGGUACAAGGAGGGAAUUCUGCUGCCUGACAACCAUCGUCAGGUGGUGUUUGAGAAUGGGACACUUAAGCUCAGCGAUGUUCAGAAAGGCAUGGAUGAGGGCGCCUAUGUGUGCAGCGUGCUGAUCCAGCCACAGCUAUUCAUCACACAAACCAUUUAUGUCACCGUCAAAGUCCCCCCGCUGAUCCAGCCGUUUGACUUUCCCCCAACCUCCAUCGGUAAAUUGAUGUACAUCGCCUGUGUGGUGUCAUCUGGAGACAUGCCCAUACGAAUCACCUGGCGUAAGGACGGCCAGGAGAUCGUGCCCUCCUCGGGGAUCACCAUUGACACAAAGGAGUUUAUGAGUUCACUGCAGAUUUCCAAAGUGUCGCUCAAACACAACGGCAACUACACCUGCAUCGCUAGCAACGAUGCUGCUACUGUCAGCACAGAGAGGCAGCUCACAGUUACAGUUCCUCCACGAUUUGUUGUGCAGCCCAACAACCAGGAUGGCAUCUAUGGCAAAUCAGCAAUCUUGAACUGUUCUGUUGAUGGAUACCCUCCUCCUAAGGUCAUGUGGAAGCACGCCAGAGGAGCUUUAGCUGGGAUUGGAAACCCACAGCAGUACCACCCGGUUCCUCUAACUGGCCGCAUUCAGAUCAUGACUAAUGGCUCCCUGCUGAUCAGACAUGUACUGGAGGAAGAUCGAGGUUUCUACCUCUGUCAGGCCUCCAAUGGCGUGGGUUCGGACAUCAGCAAGAGUAUGGUCCUCACUGUUAAGAUCCCAGCAAUGAUCACCAGUCACCCCAACACUACCAUGGCCAAAAAGGGUCAUGUGAAGGAGCUGAACUGCACAGCCAGAGGAGAAUGGCCCAUCAUCAUCCGUUGGGAAAGAGGUGACACAGUGAUUGACCCAGAUCGCAACCCCCGGUACUCCAUAACCACAAGCCCCAAUGAAAAGACAGAUGAGGUGUUGUCUACUCUCAAGCUAAAGCCAGCAGAGCGUGAAGAUUCAGUCUUCUUCUCCUGUCAUGCCAUCAACUCUUAUGGAGAAGGACGAGGCCUUAUCCAACUCACUGUGCAAGAGCCUCCAGACCCUCCAGAGCUAGAAGUGCGAGAAGUAAAAGAUCGUAGCAUGAAUCUUCGAUGGACACAAAGAUUUGAUGGAAAUAGCGUCAUUACCUCCUAUGACAUUGAAUACAAAAACAAGACAGAUACUUGGGAGCUGAAGCAUGCCACUCGAAAUAUAUCUCCCACAAACAAUCAGGCCAACAUAGUAGACCUCCACCCUGCAUCCGUCUACAGUAUCCGUAUGUUCUCAUACAAUGCAAUAGGCAAGAGUGAGGCCAGUAAAGAGCUCACCAUCAGCACCGAAGAAGCACAGCCUGAUGGUCCUCCAAUGGAUGUCGUCCUUCAGCCAGUCACCUCUCAAAGCAUCCGGGUGACCUGGAAGGCUCCAAGAAAAGAGCUACAGAAUGGGGUUAUCCGCGGUUAUCAGAUCGGCUACAGAGAGAAUGGCCCUGGCAGCAACGGCCAGUACAGCAUUGUUGAGAUGAAAGCCACUGGGGACAGUGAGGUCUACACCCUGGACAACCUGAAGAAGUUUGCUCAGUACGGCGUGGUUGUCCAGGCCUUCAACAGAGCAGGCACAGGACCUUCAAGCUCAGAGAUCAAUGCGACAACACUGGAGGAUGUGCCUAGUCAGCCUCCUCAGAACGUACGAGCCAUCUCCGUAACGUCAGAUGAGGCGGUGAUCAACUGGGCUGAACCUCCUAGAAUGACUCUCCAUGGUGUACUGAAGGGAUAUCGUGUUGUGUUCUGGGCUGUGUUCCCAGACGGAGAGUGGGGUGAAAUGCAAAACAUUACAACCACCAAGGAGCAGGUGGAGCUCAAAGGCCUUGAGAAGUUCACCAACUACAGCAUCCAGGUUCUGGCCUUCACCCAGGCCGGAGACGGUGUUCGGAGCAACGUCCUGUAUAUCCAAACCCGUGAAGACUAUCCCGGACCUCCAGCUGGCAUUAAAGCAGUGCCCUCCUCUGCCAGCAGUGUCGUAGUAUCGUGGUUACCCCCUCACAAACCAAAUGGAAUCAUCCGCAAGUACACCAUCUACUGCUCCAGCUCUGGUUCCGGCCAACCGCUGCCAAGUGAGUAUGAAGCUAACCCAGAACUUCUUCUUUACCGAAUCACCCACCUGAACCACCGGCAGCAGUACCUGAUCUGGGCUGCUGCUGUCACCACUGCCGGCCGCGGUAACAUCAGCGACAAAGUUACAGUGGAGCCUGCUGCAAAGGCCCCUGCCAAAAUCUUGUCAUUUGGAGGUACGGUAACCACUCCUUGGAUGAAGGAGGUGCGUCUGCCUUGUAGUUCCGUAGGUGAACCAACACCUACAAUCAAAUGGACCAAAGACAGUGAGGACACAGCAAUCCCAGUGUCUCUCGAUGGACAGCGCCUCAUUCUGGCCAAUGGGACGCUGGUCCUGCGAUCCGUCAAAGCUGAAGACUCUGGUUAUUACACCUGCACAGCCACCAACACAUUGGGCUUCGACACCAUCAUAGUCAACCUUUUGGUGCAAGUCCCUCCAGAUCAGCCUCGUCUUACCGUUUCCACCACCUCCACCUCCUCCAUUACUCUCGCCUGGAUUCCAGGGGACAAUGGAGGAAGCUCCAUCAGAGGCUUUGUGCUACAGUAUUCUGUUGAUAACACAGAAGAAUGGAAAGAUGUUUUCAUCAGUUCAUCAGAGCGUUCAUUUAAACUGGAAAACCUGCGCUGUGGGACCUGGUACAAAGUCAAGCUGGCUGCCAAGAACAGCGUUGGAGCUGGACGCAUCAGCGAGAUCAUUGAGGCAAAGACCCACGGGCGAGAACCUCAGUUCAACAAGGACCAGCCUAUCUUCACCUACGUCAACUCCACCCAUGCUCGCCUCAACCUGCAGGGCUGGGCCAGCGGAGGCUGUCCAAUCACCUCAAUGACACUGGAAUUCAGACCAAAAGGUAUGUGGACAUGGCAGCAUGUCCGCACCAACGCCACCACAGACGUGUUUCUGGCAGAACUACGUGAAGGCACCUGGUAUGAGUUGAAGAUGAAAGCAUGUAACAGUGCUGGCUGUGGCAACCAGAGUUCUCAGUUUUCAACACCCAACUAUGAUGGCAGCACCAUUCCUCCCAUUAAGUCCCCCUUGGAAAAAAAUGACGAUGUGAAGAAGCUGUUUUCAAUCGGCUGUCCUGUGAUUCUGGUGACUCUUGGGGUUGCGCUGCUGUUUGUCGCCAUUCGCAAGAAACGCAAAGAGAAGAGGCUGAAGAGACUCCGAGAUGCCAAAAGUCUGGCAGAGAUGCUCAUCAGUAAAAACAACCGCAGCUUUGACACGCCAGUGAAAGGACCUCCUCAGGGCCCACGGCUACACAUUGACAUCCCCAGAGUGCAGCUGCUAAUUGAGGACAAAGAAGGCAUCAAGCAAAUCGGAGAUGACAAGGCCACUAUUCCUGUGACAGACACAGAGUUCAACCAAACUGGGAAUCCUCAGAGCUUCUGCACUGGUGUUUCUGUCCAUCACCCUGCCCUCAUCCAAAACACAGGUCCUUUGAUAGACAUGUCUGACAUCAGACCAGGAACCAACCCAGUGUCAAGGAAGAGUGUUAAGUCAGCCCACAGCAUCAGGAACCGCUACUCCAGUCAGUGGACUCUGACCAAGUGUCAGGCUUCAACGCCAGCCCGCACUCUCACUUCAGACUGGCGCACAGUUGGUUCUCAGCAUGGUAUCACUGUCACAGAGAGUGACAGCUACAGUGCCAGCCUCUCACAGGACACAGACAAGGGGCGCAACAGCAUGGUGUCCACCGAGAGUGCCUCCUCCACCUACGAAGAACUGGCAAGAGCCUACGAGCAUGCAAAGCUGGAGGAACACCUGCAGCAUGCCAAAUUUGAGAUUACAGAGUGCUUUAUAUCCGACAGCUCAUCUGAUCAGAUGACUACAGGUACCAAUGACAACGCAGACAGUAUGACGUCUAUGAGCACACCAUCAGAGCCCGGUAUCUGCCGUUUCACUGCCUCACCGCCCAAACCCCAAGACUACGAUCGUGGCAAGAAUGUAGCCGUGCCCAUUCCACACCGCGCCAAGAGCGACUACUGCAACCUGCCCCUGUACAUGAAGUCCGAUCCCUUUUUCCGAAAGCAGUCAGAACACCAUGACCCAUGUCCAGUAGUUCCACCACGUGAAGCCUCUAUUCGUGGCCUAGCCCAGCGAGCGUACCACAGCCAGGGCCGUCACGUGACUAUGGACUCUGCAAAGCAACAGGCUCUGACCAUGGGCCACUCUGGCCUGUCAAACCUCACUUCCUCUGGGGCGUCUUCUGGAGGAGCAACAGGAGGCGGCGGUGGAGGCUUGUCUGCUAGCUCCAGCAGCUCCACGCUUCCCCAGCGGACUCUCACCAUGCCUGGCUCCGCUGCUUCUGCGGCUCAGAGUGCUGCUGCCGCCGCUGCAGCCACCGCUGCUGCAGGGAGCGCAUCAUCUUCCUCUGGCGGUGGGGCAGCAGGGACCUCAGGGGCGACCCCUGGAGGUGCCUCUUCUUCCUCCUCCAAAAUGGGAGGAUCCAGAGACUCUCUCCUGGAGAGCAGCUCUUCGGGAUUAGGCAGACUGCAGAAGCAGAGGGAUGGGGGGUCAGGAGCCUACUCCAAGUCCUACACACUGGUGUAGCCUGCCAAUAGCGAGGCCUGUCACUGUAACUCUUAAUACAAUGCUGGUUCAGCCAGCGUUUGCCUGGAGCCUCUAUGGUGAAUCGGGGUGACAAACAUACACAUGCACAGCUUACCCGUCAGUGCCUGUGCUGUGCCAGCCUGCAGGGAGCUGGUUGGGCUCCCGUCAACACAACUGUUUCAAGGGGUCAGAGUUGGGUGUCCACAGCACAGGGGCUUGCCUUUCUUUCUGCCUGAUUGUGUUCCGUUAUAUUUGUGUAAUUUCUCUCUUUCUCUCUCUCUCGCUCUUUCUAUUUUUUAAAUCACCCUGGAAAUCACUUGCCAAAACAAAAAUGAUCUAUCUGUUCAGUCUAUCUUCAUUUUCAGGCAAGGACACAGAACUUAUGCACAAAAUGCUUUUAACUUGCACUGUCUUGCUUUCUAUAACAAGACAGCUGUAGAUUGAACCAGGUUGCUUAAGAUGUGUGUUGACGUUUCUUUUUUUCUUUCUUUUUUUAAAAAACAAUAUGUAACCUUUAUGUUCUCUGAUGGAAGAUUCGUUCAUAUCUCAGCACUGUGCCACGGCAGAAUGCUUUUGCUGUAUGCACAAAUCCCCAGCCUCUGUGUUACUUUGGCUCUGUAAGGUUAGUCCAUCAUAGAUCCAUACAUUAGAGGCAGAGGAAUGACUCUUGUACAUGCAAUGGAUGACCCAGCAUUGCGGUCACAAUGGAAGAUUUUAUAGAAAGAGGAGCUAAAAAUGUCAAGCAUCAUUGAGUGAAAUCUAGAUUCUUUUUUUUUAUUUAUCCAAAAAGGUUUAAGUUUGUUUUCAGACGAUGGAAGUAUAACCCCAUGUGCACUAGGAAACAGUUUGAAAGGAUCCAAGUAACAGAAAUGUUGUGAGUGAGUGAGUGUGGGGGUGUGCGGGCGUGUGUGUGUGGAUGUAUAUGUGUAAAUAUAUAUGUGUACAUGUGGCAGGCACACACCAACAAUGGACCUUUUUAAAACCAAUCUGUAUGCUGAAUUCUCGGGCAGAAGUCUGUGUCUAAACAAAACAAAACCCUCCCCAUUUUUUUUUUCUUUUUGUACCUAUGAAAACACAGAAUGAUAACGAUGAUGCUGACAAUUUAACUCAAUUUAAAUUUAAUUUACUCUAGUAUUUUUUUAUUUUAAGAUUUGAUAUCUGUUGCUAACAACAUGGUGUAGGUGAGUUAUACAAAUGCUAAUGAAGGACAUAAGCUUUUAUUUGAGGAUUAGAAAUGCGGUGCCUUGCAAAAGUAUUCACCCCCCUUUAUUUAUUUCACAUUUUGUCACAUUGCAACAGCCAACUACAUUCAGGUUUGAGGUCGCAUCUAAGGAAAUAUGAAAAAAGUUCAAGGAGUAUUUAUAGUUUUGCAAGGCAUUAGAGGGUCCUGUUUAGUUAUAUUUACUUUUAUCUGGACAAAAAUAAAACAUAUUUUUAGGAAUCUCCCUUACAGUUCACAAUCCCAUCAUUUCACUGCCGCCUUCACAACACUUCCAUCAUCCACUCUCCUUUCCUCCUGCCCCGUCCCCCAUCACAUUCAUACAGUGUCACUGUGAUGUACUACUAGCAUGCUGGCCAGACAAAGACAGACCAACCGAACAAGAGGUAUCCUUUAUCCACGUCUGUGCAGAAAUGCUUAACUUUCAGUGACAGUUUGAAUGCGCGCAUUCAGCAAAUUUUUGAGAAAUGUAUUUGUAUGAUUUUGAAUAAAUGAACACACAAUGAAAUCAUGUAGUGUUAAAAGAAUCUGAAGAAUUUGCUUAAAAAAAAAAUCAAGUUUCUCCAACUUUUUUGAAUUUACAUUUUAAUACUAUGGUUGAAAUGGUUUUUUUUUCCUCUUUUGUUUUCAUUCUUCAUUUCUUAUCCCAAAGUUUGUAAUCUCAUAACAAUAAUUGUUCCAAAAAAAAAAAAAAAGAAAGAAAAGAGUUGCUCCAAAAGUUUUGCAUUGGUAAAACGUAACAUCAGGGCUCUCGCAAUAGAAAAAAGAUAUCAUAUAUGUUUGUUUUAAAAAAAAAAAAGUAUGUACAUAUAUAUUUCUAUUCAAAUAUAUAGCAAAUAUAUGAAUAAAGAGCAGAGACAUAUAAAAGCCGUUCUAAUUGAAAAUAUAUAUUAAAAGAUCACAAGACAAUCGCUCCGAGUGAAGCAUCACAGUAAAUGAUAACGAAACAGGAAGACGGGAGGUUUAAACGGGUAGCACAGCUGUGGAUGGAAGACCUUGGAGAGAACGAAAGUGGUGUGAAAGUUACUGGUGAAACUGGGACUCGAGAAAUGAGACGUUAACUCCCGGGUGAUUUUGAAAAGGACAAGCACAGGAAAGUGAAAAUAUAGUGCGAGAUGUGUUGCUGGUUUAUUGUGGUCUCAGAUAGUGCAGGAAGUGUGGUGUUGCAAAAGAAAACGGUUAAAAGGAAAAGCUUAUAAAGUGAUUGAGCCUCUUGUGGUUUGUUGUAUUGUACCUUCCAAAUAUUUGUGUUCACAGACUCAACGCCACUACCAAACUACAACUAAAGAACACAAGCAGGUUGCGUAUUUCUCCAGGCCAGUGAUAGAUAUUACUGCAGAUAACUGUAAGAAUUAAUUUUUUUUAAUGUAUUUUGGAAUCGAAGAAUGGAUAUGUGUUGAUUUCUAUACGUAGUGUUAAGAUGCAUUUACUUGCCUUUUUCAUUUUAAGUUAUGCAAACACUUGUCCUGGGAAAAAGUAUGAGUUUGGAAAAGGAUUAAGCCUGUUUUUUUCCCCCAUAAGGGCUUCCUUACUCCAACUAUAUGGAUUUUGGUUGGACAGAUGAAAUAAACUUCCUACCAACAUGCUUUCCCUCCAAUUUUCAGUCAGUUUGCUUAAAGUGAAUGUAUUACUUUUCAAAGAAAUUUCCACCCCAUCUUAACUGCAAAUUGAAAUGGUGUGUGAACUAAUAUUUCUGUAUUAACCAAGAAACAACUUUUUCAUUAGACUCACACAAUUUUUGUAAAUUUGAGAUUUCCAAUUUUCUUUGUAAGCACUGCAAUUUGGGAAGUUCACUGAAAUAGAACUACAAUAUUAAUAGGGUUGCAAUAAAUGUAUAAAUCCCAUUAUUUUUAGGCUUUAGAUUAAUUAUUUCAAGAUGGACUGACAAUACAACAUUAAACUUCAAUGAUUAAAAAAAAAAAAAGAUCUGGGUGAACAUGUUUCCAUUUAUUGUGGCUUUUCUCAAAUCUACGUAACUCCUCUGUAUUGUUUGGCAAAAUCUCACCUGGCAGCUGCAUAGAAACCAUAUGCUGCUUGUCAACAUCAAGACGACUUUGUAUGGUUCAGGGUGGAUGGCAGUGCAGUAUUUUGAGUUUCUGCCGAUGGCCGUCCUCUAAGCAAAAUACCUCAAGAAGGUAAAGUCACAGCAGCUCUUGAAGGUUAACUUCAGCCAAACUAACCCUUCCAAACACUCAAAUUUAGCCAUGUUUUAUACACAAACUGGAAAAGAGGUCCCUGCUCCAUAAAUUGACAUUUUAGGUGCUCAGAUGGAUGGGCCAAGUGGCCUCUGGAGCAAGUGGUCAGAAGAGGCAAACACUGAGCUACUUGACCACAAGAACAAGAAUUAUUUGUGUGCUGAUGUUUGAAACUUGGACAUAAAUUAAACUUUCAAAAGAAAAAGAGAUGUUAAAUAUCCACCCAGAAUCACAGCAGGACCUCGAUGGCAGCUUUGAAAACUGUUUCCCUUUGAACUUUACGAUUGUUUAUGAAAAUAUUAGUGGUAGUCUGAUAGUAUGUCUGAGUAUGAAUGGGUAAUUUUGACCUUGUUCAUGGAAACCCGUUUAUCCAGUUAAAAAUUAUUACAUCAUAGAUGUGUUGUAUAAUAAUUCAACGUUUCUUGAACGUUGAAUUCAAAACGUAUAAUUGAAAAAUGUUUUUUUGUUUUUAGAACAAAAAAACUUUUAAAAAUGUCAUUUAAUGUCUCAAAUAAAUCCAUGCCUAUAACUGCAGCUAUAUGAUGUGUAAUUUACAUUGGGUGGAUUUUUCUUUAAAAUGAUACAACAUGCUUUCAAACUGACCUGCAUACUGCCUAUAUUUUACAUCGGUGUUUUUUUUCUACAUCUGUCAACCAAUCAGAACUUCUCCUCUUCCCUCCUCUGUAGCCUUUUGUCCACCUUUAUACAAUGAUUUCUACACCAUAAGAAAGGACUUGUGUACAUAUGAAAAGUGUUUUGUAUAAAUGACUACUAUUUUCGACAUCUUCACUAGCAACCAGGGCACAAUGUAAACUCUGAAGUACAGGUGAUGUGAUAAAGAUUCAAUGAAAACUUAGAAUUAAACAAAUAACUGCUUUAUCCUCAUCCAUGGACCAGAUACAACAUGUCUGAAUGGACCAUGCAAUGUUAACUAAUGAUGUUGUUUGAUUUUAUUGGGCGUUUUGUUGCAUAGUUUUAAUUUUUAUUUCUGUUUUUACUUCACAGGAUUUUUGUUGUUGUUUUUUUUUUUAUCUAGAGGUCCUUUUUUGUCAAUGAGUUUUUUGGGUGAGGGGCAGCAGCGUUGCAUGUUCUGAAAUUUUCCUGGUUAUAAAAGAGAAAAAGGGGAAGAGGUGAAAUGAACAGACAUUAAUAAAAAAAAUAUGAAUUUUAAGAAUCCAGCAGUUGUUCUUUGAACUUUUAUUGGGAAACAUUGCUUCAGUUUGCAAUUGCUUGUGUUUAACCCUACAUUCUCUUUUCUAUCAAAACAAACAAAAGCGGGGGGGAAGAAGAGUACUUAAAACCUUGUGCAAUAAAGCUAUCUUUUUAUA
Messenger RNA from Xiphophorus maculatus (southern platyfish), 11205 nucleotides. RefSeq names its product Down syndrome cell adhesion molecule-like protein 1 homolog. Gene Ontology annotation, molecular function: cell-cell adhesion mediator activity. Gene Ontology annotation, cellular component: axon; plasma membrane. The coding region runs from base 182 to 6463 and encodes 2093 amino acids. Lineage: Eukaryota; Metazoa; Chordata; Actinopteri; Cyprinodontiformes; Poeciliidae. Gene Ontology annotation, biological process: homophilic cell-cell adhesion; dendrite self-avoidance; axon guidance. The transcript is spliced from 35 exons. The record is from RefSeq and is a predicted model, not a curated record.